Molecule: messenger RNA, 1413 nt
Organism: Clonostachys solani
Lineage: Eukaryota; Fungi; Ascomycota; Sordariomycetes; Hypocreales; Bionectriaceae
Source: the annotation of a GenBank genome assembly
AUGUCCGCGGAACCUCCAGGCAAGGAUUCCUACCAGACACGCCUUGACCAAUUCUAUGAAACCAUGAAGCUGUCCGCGGCGCUGGGCCAAAGAUCUCUCGCCAAGCGGUCGCGGCUCGCAUCUGAUGCGUCCAGCGAGGUGAACACCCAGCGCCGGUUCCUGAACAACCUUGCCUUUCUCUGUGACCAUCGGAGGGACAACGCGUUCAAGAUCUCCAUAGCGAUUGAAAGUGUUGAUGGCCUGUCUCGUUUCUGGAUUGCAGCCGAUACUGAACCGAGGGAAAAUGCCCUCCGCAGCCUCAACUUCAUCCUAUCCCUUCUGAAGCGCGUCCUUGGGCUCCCGGAACGUCUGCUGAGCCACGGAGAGGAUCUGUUCCAAGGGGCUUGCGCCAACAUCGCCAAGAGCCGCUUAAGCCUAGAGGUGGAGGAUCUAUCCAUGGCCGUGAAGGAUUGCCAACCGGUGCUCCUGAGGCUCAACCAUCCUGACCUGGAGGACCUGCCAGAAUGGCUCAGCCAGCUUGACCCCCAGACAAACCACGAUAGAAGCAACGCGACCUGGUGCCGUGCCGCACACGAGGCCCAAGAAUGCGAGGCUAUGGACAAGCUGAGCUCGAUCACCGGGGUGUCGGACAUGCCAGUCCUGACCCUGCCCUUUGUGCAGUUGCGACAUUCCAUACGGUGCCUAGCUCGUCAAUUCCAGGCCUGCAAGGACCUGAUCGAAGAUGGAGGGAAGCUGAGGAGCUUGCUGAGCAAGUUCCAUGUGUGCAUGGUGAGAGCUCCUGAACCUGUGCCGCCCCCGAAGCUGGAUCCCAGUACGAACUUUGAUGUGAUUGCGAGGCGACUCAUUGAAACGACUCCUCUGAGGAGAGAAAUCGAGGCUGCGUUCUCGCGAUUGAAGAAGAACCAUCCGGACAUCGAAGAAAGGAUUAAGAAGCAGUACGGGGAGGGCAUGGCGGUGCCCAGGGUUCCCGGCGAGGUGCAGAUCCUGGAACAUUUCUACAAGAACCGUCUCAAGUAUUCCAUGGGCGAAAGCUUCAUAGGCAUCAGCAAGCCGUCGUGCCUAUGCUCGCAGGCUUACUUCCGGCACCACCCAGCUGCGUCAGUCAGCCCGGAUACGAACGGGGAGCUGUGCCAGAGCUGGAGCCCCUCGCUUGCACAAGAGGGGAAGCCUGAUGAGAACUUCCUUCUGCAGCAUAAAAUGCUCGAGAAGGUUCAUUCUGAUAUCCGCCAACGUGUACUUCAGAGGAUCCUUCAGGUAGACCAGUUGGGAGUUUCAGAUGGGGCUAUUGCUGAGGGUGUCGCCGGUGGGAAGUCUGCGGACGCGGGUCAUCCUGGUUUAAGUGAGCACGGGUCAAAAGAAGACUGGCUGUUUGUGGGGGAUGAGAGUGAUGAAGAAGGUGGGAUUUCUGUCUAG